Messenger RNA from Paraphaeosphaeria sporulosa, 632 nucleotides. RefSeq lists its product as uncharacterized. Lineage: Eukaryota; Fungi; Ascomycota; Dothideomycetes; Pleosporales; Didymosphaeriaceae. The annotation marks the transcript as partial. The transcript has 2 exons. The record is from RefSeq and is a predicted model, not a curated record.
UGGCCAUGGAGAUCAUAUAUCUCGCGACGAAUACUCUCACAAAAACAUCCAUUUGUACGUUCUAUAAUCGAAUGUCACCGUCUCUUAUCAGCAGACCCAUCUACAUUACGAUCUGGCGAGCAUCAUCUUCGUCCUGGUGUUCCCACGCUGGCAUGUGCAGGCCUGCUGGUACCAUUUCACAACGUCAUGCUCGCAGACUCAUUAUUACAAGUGCCAAGACGAAUUGACAACGUUCUUAGUGAUCACUCCGACCAGCGUAACGCAGGAUUUUAUUGCUUGUCUACUCCCACUGUUCGCAGUAUGGAAGUUCAAGCUCCAGCUUGUGCAGAAGCUCGGCUUGUCGAUCAUAUUCGGCGAAGGUACCUGUGCCAUCGGCUCCUUUCGAAUCUACCUCGCCUGGAAAGUGUACCAUUAUACAGAAAUCCAUUCACAAAACUACGACAUCACCUGGGAAGCUCUCGGAUCGUGGGGUUCCGCGACCGUGGAGGCACUCUCGCACUACCCUGUGCUUCUGCGUCUGCGCUCAGCGUAUAUUUCCCCUGCUUUAGGAGGGCACAUAGUGAAGAACGUUCCUUUGGGUAGUAUGGGAGGCGCCAGGGACCAGGGAUCUUCACCAUCACUUCAGCAAGUCG